Dromaius novaehollandiae (emu) is the source of this 1918-nucleotide messenger RNA. It is a transcript of the gene DAZAP2, whose product is annotated as DAZ associated protein 2. Bases 144 to 650 code for a protein of 168 amino acids. The transcript has 4 exons. Lineage: Eukaryota; Metazoa; Chordata; Aves; Casuariiformes; Dromaiidae. The record is from RefSeq and is a predicted model, not a curated record.
GCCCCCUCCCUCCCCCCGCGCGGGCCCUGCCCCCUCCCUCAGCGCCGCAGUGACAACAAGGAGGAAGCGCGCGGCGCGGGCAGAGCGGGAGCCGCCGCCGCCGCAGCGACAGCCAGCGCCGCCCCGUCCCGGCCGCCGCCGCCAUGAACAGCAAAGGACAAUAUCCCACCCAGCCCUCCUACCCGGUCCAGUCGCCGGGCAAUCCUCCCGUGUACCCGCAGACUCUGCCCCUUCCGCAGCCGCCGCCGUACACAGACGCGCCUCCUGCUUAUUCCGAGCUUUAUCGUCCCAGCUUUGUGCCUCUGGGGGCUGCCACCGUACCCACGAUGUCUGCGGCGUAUCCGGGCGCUUCGGUGUUCCUGCCCAUGGCCCAGUCGGUGGCCAUGGGCCCGAUCGGCUCUUCGGUCCCCAUGGCGUAUUACCCCGUGGGACCCGUUUACCCUCCGGGCUCCACAGUCCUCGUCGAAGGCGGCUUUGAUGCCGGAGCGAGGUUUGGGGCUGGUGGAACAGCCAGUAUCCCUCCCCCCCCUCCUGGCUGCCCCCCCAACGCCGCCCAGCUGGCCGUCAUGCAGGGAGCCAACGUCCUGGUGACGCAACGGAAGGGAAACUUCUUCCUGGGCGGCUCAGAUGGCGGCUACACUAUCUGGUGAAGAAGGCAGGGGAGGGGGGAGAGGGGGGGCUACAUUUGUGUAAGGAAAGACAUCACAUACUGUCAGCACUUCUCACAACGUAACUGCUUUAGUCCAUAUUAACCUGAAGUUGCAGAUGAGACGCACGGCCGUGAGGUGUCUUCCUGGUCUGGCGCCAGCCCUUCAGGCACUUUAAAGCAAAACCAGAAACCCUGCAAUGAGAGCGGUGCCUCUGCUAAAGGGGGAGGGAGAGUAAUUCAGGAGAUGAAUGCGAGCUGAGCAGCCCUGCCUCUUCCUUUCAUUUCACUGGAGUGAUUCUGCAGCACUGUCUCGGCUUUUAUUGAUCGGCUACCUAUACACUGGCUUUGGGGAGGGCGGGGGAGCGAAUCCGGUUUCCAGCGCAGCUCCUGCUCUUCGAGCUCGUAUUUGUUCGCUGCCUGCCAGUCGGACGGAGAGCCUCGAGAACGCCUGGGUUUCCCCUUCCGCGGAAGCGAAGGUGCUGGUAGAGAGCCAGGCCGCCUCGCUUCCCGGGGGCCGCGCAGCAGCGAGGCCCCGCGGCGCUUUCCUUCCUGACCUCACUCUCGAGCGGGUCCCUCGAAGCGCUCUCCGUGCUCACAUUCGUCCUCCGUUUUCCUCCAGGAAGGUAUGCAGCUAGCGUGUAUCAUGGGAUUUUUUUUAUACACUCCAAGUAAUCUUGGAUUUCUUUGCACAUUAGAUCUAAUCAAAGCCAUGCUUUGGUGCCAGAAACACAAUGCAACUCAUGUUUGAACAUUUCAUUAAAUGCUAACUAGGCUUUUAGAACGAUGCUUAAUAAACCAACUAUUUUUUUUUAAACUCAACCUGGUGUCUUGACACCAAAACUCCUUAAGGCUGUUGUUCAAACAGAGAGGCUGGUUACCAUCUGCACAAGGGUGUGUAGCAACCGUCGAUCAACACACAAAUUAGCUUGGUUAAUGGAUUGUUUUAUGAACGCAUACUUCAAAAAUGACUUGGGUAUAAUGAAGUCUUAUUAGGGUUAAGAAGAAUAUUUCAGGGAUCCUCAAUGUUUUGGGUUUUUUUUUCUUUUUUUGUUUUAUGAAGAAAAAUAUCAGAUUCAAAUAUAUUUUAUCUUGAGGUUUCAGUUUAAUCUAAAUCUGUGUCUUGUAUAUGUUGUGUUUAACCAUACAACUGACUGUUAUGAAAGUUCAGCAUUACGUCUCUCUCUGUAUACACUGUGGUGCACUUAACUUGUGGAUUUUUUUAUACUAAAAAAAAAGUAGAAUAAAGACUAUUUUGAAAAUUUGAAUAAA